AUGGUUUUGUCCGAUCUUCCAAAUGAUUUGUUGGAAAAGAUAUUCUCUAGGGUUCCUUUAAAAUUACUAAAAGCAGUCAAACUUACUUGCAAAAACUGGAACACUUUAACCAAAGAUGAGAGCUUUACUAAGAAGUUAUUUGGUAAAACGGUAGCAACAAAGGAGAAUGAGUUUCUUGUGGUCACGAUGAUGAAUUACAAAGUUUAUUCAAUAAGUGUCAAUCUCCAUGGAAUACAUAAAGAAGAUAGCUACGUUAAAGCAUCUACCAUGCAUAAAGCUAAACUCAUUAGCCUAAACGAUGAUGAAGAUUAUGGAGUUGAUAAUAUAUCCAAUGUCUUUCACUGCGAUGGUUUAUUGUUAUGCGUUACUCAUGACGUAAACUCUAGGCUAGUGGUUUGUAACCCUUAUUGUGGGCAAACAAGGUUGAUCAAACCUAAAGAGGCUUACAAGUUAUCUUACAGGUACGCUAUUGGAUACGAGAAGAUGAAGAACAACUCUAUAUGGAUUACGAAUAAGAUUGAACCUGAAGAAGCAUCGUGGAACAAGUUUGGAGUUAAUAUGACACCACUCACUGGUUUUCAGUUUAAGUUUUGGGCUGCGAGUUUCUUCAUAGACGAGAAGAAGAAUCUCGUUGUGGUUCUUGGCAAAGAUGUGUUGGACUUUACCCGCAACGUAUAUUAUUGGAAAGUAAAUCUUGGAGAAUAUAAAGAAGAAUAUUGUUACUCAUGUGUGUGCUCUUCUUAUGUCCCAAGUUCAGUGCAAAUCAAGCAAGUCAUAGUGGGAAAGGAUGGUAGGAUUAUGAUCUUUUGGAUAGACUCUUCUAUAUAUGGGUUCGAAGUCUAUUUAUGA
Capsella rubella is the source of this 849-nucleotide messenger RNA. Its product is annotated as putative F-box protein At5g36200. Gene Ontology annotation, molecular function: protein binding. Lineage: Eukaryota; Viridiplantae; Streptophyta; Magnoliopsida; Brassicales; Brassicaceae. The record is from RefSeq and is a predicted model, not a curated record.